Molecule: messenger RNA, 4308 nt
Organism: Eublepharis macularius
Lineage: Eukaryota; Metazoa; Chordata; Lepidosauria; Squamata; Eublepharidae
Gene: BACE1
Product: beta-secretase 1
Exons: 9
Coding region: 90-1595 (501 amino acids)
Biological process (GO): membrane protein ectodomain proteolysis; amyloid-beta metabolic process
Cellular component (GO): trans-Golgi network; endosome; membrane
Molecular function (GO): aspartic-type endopeptidase activity
Source: RefSeq, a predicted model, not a curated record
GGCGGGCAGGGGCGCCCCGGGCUGUCGGCCUGCUCCAUGCAGCUGCGGGCCCCGCCGCGCCUGGCCCCGGCUUGAGCCUCUGGCUCGGCAUGGCCCGCGCGGCGCCCCCGCUGCUGCUGCUGCUGCUGCUGCUGCUGGGCUCGGCCUGCGGCGGGCGGCCCGACGGCAUCCGGCUGCCCCUGCGCGGCGGGCGGGCGGGCGCGCCGCUGGAGGACCGCGCGCGGCGGGCGGCCGGCCAGCAAGGCGAGGCCCGGCGGAGGGGCAGCUUCGUGGACAUGGUCGACAACCUGCGCGGCAAGUCCGGCCAGGGCUACUACGUGGAGAUGACGGUGGGCAGCCCGCCGCAGAAGCUGAACAUUCUGGUGGACACGGGCAGUAGCAACUUUGCCGUGGGAGCAGCGCCUCACCCCUUCCUGAGGCGGUACUAUCGGCACCAGCUCUCCAGCACCUACCGGGACCUGCGGAGGGGGGUCUACGUGCCAUACACACAAGGGAAGUGGGAAGGAGAGCUGGGCACUGACCUUGUCACGAUCCCCCACGGCCCAAACGUGACUGUCCGUGCCAACGUUGCCGCCAUCACGGAGUCCGACAAGUUUUUCAUCAAUGGCUCCAACUGGGAAGGCAUCCUGGGCUUAGCCUAUGCAGAGAUUGCCCGGCCAGAUGACACCUUGGAGCCCUUUUUUGACUCGCUCGUGAAGCAGACGCGGGUGCCCAAUGUCUUCUCCCUACAGCUGUGCGGGGCUGGUUUCCCAUCCAACAAUUCCGAGGCUCUGGCGGCUGUGGGGGGCAGCAUGAUCAUUGGAGGCCUUGAUCCCUCUCUCUAUACUGGCAGCAUUUGGUACACACCCGUGCGGAAGGAGUGGUACUAUGAGGUGGUCAUUGUAAAGAUGGAAAUCAAUGGGCAGGAUCUCCGGCUAGACUGCAAGGAGUACAAUUACGACAAGAGCAUCGUGGACAGCGGGACCACCAACCUCCGCCUCCCCAAGAAGGUCUUUGAGGCAGCGGUGAAAUCCAUCAAGACUGCCUCAGCGACAGAGAAGUUCCCUGACGGCUUCUGGCUGGGGGAGCAGCUGGUCUGCUGGCAGAUGGGCAGUACCCCGUGGCACAUCUUCCCUGCCGUUUCCCUCUACCUGAAGGGUGAGGCCACCAACCAGUCCUUCCGGAUCAGCAUCCUGCCCCAGCAAUACUUGCGACCGGUUGAGGAUGUCGCCACCUCCCAGGACGAAUGCUACAAGUUUGCCAUCUCGCAGUCUUCCACGGGCACCGUCAUGGGGGCAGUCGUUAUGGAGGGCUUCUACGUCGUCUUUGACCGUGCCCAGAAGCGUGUGGGCUUUGCUGUCAGCGCCUGCCACGUGCAUGAUGAGUUCCGGACGGCCACCGUGGAGGGGCCCUUCCUGCAGCCGGACAUGGAGGACUGCGGCUACAACAUUCCCCAGACGGACGAGUCCGCGCUCAUGACCAUCGCUUACGCCAUGGCUGCCAUCUGUGCCCUCUUCAUGCUUCCCCUCUGCCUCAUGGUGUCCCAGUGGCGCUGCCUGCGCUGUUUACGCCGGGGCCACGACGACUUUGCAGACGACAUCUCCUUGCUCAAAUGAGCUCUGCCCCCUCCUCACGCCUGGCGGGGGCAGCAGGGGGUGCAGAUGUGGCCAGCGUGGAGAGCUGCGGGCUCCACCUGGGCCGGAGGGGCCUUUGUCUCCACGGAGUGGGCUGCAGCACAACCCCCAGGCCAAGCGGGGCCUGGCAGGUGGUCCAGCCAUCUCCCCCACCCCCGCCCCUGAUCCUGCAAGAGAUGCAUCCUUUUCCUCUGCUAGGGAGGGGGGUGGUAAUUGACAAAGACGCUGCCCCCCACUUUUGGCUUCACCUGGCAGGAUUGCUGGGAAAACCCCCACCACAGGGGGAGGGCACUGCUGGCGGGCCUCUAGAGGGAGGAGCCCCUUGUUUAUUGGAGGCAGGGAACACCUGGAUGUCUAGGAGGUCACCCUGCCAGCAGAUAAAGAGGUUUGUGGUGCCGGGGCAAGGUGGGAAGGGCCGUGGGGGGUCUUGCUAGGCGAGGCUUCAGGUCCAUCCUGACCGGUUUCCGCAGGCGCUGUGUGGGGAUUGGCACACCCCUUCCCACAGGCUGGGAAGCAUCCCUCCAGGAGCAGGACCCCGGGCUGCUGGACGACUGGAUACUGCCCCUGCAGGCUUUUCAGGCAAGGCUGGCCACCUUGGUUGCCAUCUGGGGCCAGGGCUCGCCGGCACAGUGGCUCCUGGCAAGUCUGUCUCCGCCUGCAGGGCUCUUCGGCUCUCAAGAGAUCAGAGCCAUUUCUUGGCACCUGGGCAGCAGCCCGUCUAAAGAAAAGCAGAGACCACCAGCCCACCCCUCUGCCCUGGGUCUUUCGGGGCUGCAUUUUCAGGUGCUCCACAGGACUUCUCCGUGUUUUUUUUAAGUUUUUCUGGCGCCAGAGAACUCUGAAAGUUUGGUGUGCGGCUCAGUCUCCGCUGGCUUACUAGGGGAGGGUUCCUGACACAUUCCACAAGGAAGCAGUAGCCCGUUCCCAGCCCACAGAUGACGAGGGGGAAGCCCACCCACUGCUUUUGCCAGGCUUAGGGGGCUGCGAGCAGCCUCGGACCUGGGCCAGGAGCUCGGGCGGUUGAGCCAUGACUAGCCCUAGAAAGCUCUCUGCCUCUUCACUCUUCUGCAGUCAUUGCCAUGGGGCUGCCCAGCGUCACCAGCCAGCCCUCUGGCCUACUUACUGUGACAGCAGGUAUGUAGCUCAGCCUUUGCCCGAUUGUAAGGAAACAGGCCAGCUGCUGAAGUUAACUAGGCAAUAGCUGCAGCUGACUCCAGGGCAGGAGGGAAUGGGCUGGGCACGGCCCACUGGAGGCUGGACUCCAUGCUGGGUGGAGGCUCAGCGGCAUCUGUAGGGCUAGUAAAACUUGGCAAAGCCCUGCAGGGGGAGCCAGUUAAAGCACCCAAGGCGAGGCAGCAGGAGCAGCCCGAAGCAGGGGCACUUGCUGCUCUGCAGGAGGCACGUGUGGCCCAGCCCCAAAUACACACCUCUGGUUCUCCGUGACUGGUUCUCGGGUCACGUUCGUCCUGUUGGGCCUCUUCCAGCGGGGUGGGGGAUCUGUAGCAGGAGGCUUUCUGUACAGUAUGCUGUAAAUAUUUGUAAUACUAGCCUAUAACUGCCCCAGUUUGUUUCAGUUGAAAGUGGAGGGAAAGGAACCAGACAGUCUUUCCUAGUUAUUUUUUAAGAUGCCAGGUUGCUUUUCAAUACUAUGUGCUUAAGCGUGGGAUGGUGGCCUUUGGCCGAUAUACCCAACCCAGGGGGGUAUUUGAGAGAGGGCCCAGGCAGCAGAUGCGCUUUAUGGGGUUGUGAUGCCAGAAGUGAUUCUCUCCCAUCCUGAUCCUGCUGCACUUGACAGGUCGCUUCUUAGGAGAAAAGCUGCAGCUGCCUUUAGCACACCUUGUACGGUUCGGAAAGCUUGUUCAGGCUGCACUGCACUUUGCUGAAUGCCCCCCUCCCCCCCGGUCUUGUGUUUCCCAAGCUGGUUCCCUCUAGCCACAACCUUGCAACGCAGCAGGAGUCCUUUGCUGCUCGGCAGAGCCACGGGCUGCCCCCUGGCCCAGUCCCAACAUUCCAGGCUGCCUCGUGGCUCACCCACAGAAAAAGGAACCACGCGGUCUAAAAGCAGGGCUGCUUGGGCCUGCUAAAACAGGUAAUUAAUCUGCAGCAAAUGUUGCCCCGUGUCUCCCAACAGCAGGGACCCAGCCCCAGGAGUGUGGGCCCCUCCCCAAAAUUUGGAAGGCUUGAGCUCCCAAGGCAAAAAAAUUGAGAAUGCAGGCUUUGACGAGAAAGUGUAAGGAACAGAGUUGAAGAGGAGGAGGGCAAAUCCAGCCUUGGACUGAGCUGCCUGCUGCUGCUGCUAUGGACCAGGUACUGCAACUGGCAGGAGACCCUCCCAGGGCCAGAGCAGGCCAUGCCUUAAUCAGCUGACCCAGGGAAUCCUGUUGAAUCACCAGCACUGGCCCUCAGCAACAGCUGGGGGGGGGGGGAGCUUGCCAAGAUGGCCCACGGCCUGGCAAGUGAUCCUCUGAAGGGCAGGUGAAGCUGGCCAGCAUCGGGGACAAGGGGCAGUGGAGAGAAGAGAGAGUUCAGCUGCCUGUAACUGGCCUCUUUUCCCUUCAUGUCUGUGUGAGUCAUGAACCUUUAACUCAGUAAAUUAUUGUAUUACCAGAGAAAAGUCUCUCUCUACCUUCUUUCUGGUGGGACAAGGACACGGCAUUGGCAGAUGUGCAAGGAAGGAAGGGUGGGGGAUGCACAA